AUGUUUUUUUAUUGUUUCAUCUCACACAAGACGAUCAAAGCACUUUAUAGAAUGGAAAAGAAUGACGACCUUGGUAAUCAAUUAUUAUUCACCUUAAAUACCCUACGUCGAUUCAAGUCUGAUGCUGUUGAUUCGCUAAUUCCAGAACUUCAAAACAACGAAUAUGGUAAUCUCAAUAAUGUGGAUCGCUUUGAGAAGUUGUUGAAUUAUUUAGAACGAAGCUAUGCUGCUAGCAAGGAGGUCUCUCACCUUUUAAAAGAAUCUAGACCUAUUAUCCUUUCUGUUCCAUCACUUGACGUGUUGAGAGCGCUUUUAACUCUAGCUUCGAGAUGUGAAGGAACUACAUAUACCAAAGACCCAGUCAAUAUUCUUGGAGUUCUCGUUACCAAAGAGUAUAUGAACAGCUUAUCAGACGAUUAUUUAACUUCUUUGUCAAAGCCACCCUUGAGCGAUCGCUGUAUAAAUCAAUUGAGACUAUACGUAGACUCGCUACCAAUAUCAGUUCAAAACGGUGACUUUACAACAGAAGUAUUGUAUGAAAGACUUUACCUUCUUAUAGCCGACUUUUUAGUGAAAGAAAAGAAUACAGCCAAGUUAAUUUCUCCUGAAGCUACAGAAAGAUCUGAUUUAGGCAAGGCUAAAUCUUGCAAUCAAAAUAAGGUGUUGAAAGCUAAUUUCGAUUUAGAAACACGAACUUCAGAUGAUUCAAAUGAUCAAAGUAACCUAAUUAUUUCUUUUAAGGAAUAUCAAAACACAAAUUUUUCGGAUUUGGAUUCGGAUUCAGGAAACCACACUUUCAACCAACCCCCAAGAAAACGAAUGAAACCCUCAGCUGAAAGUCUGGUGCCAGGCAUCCGAAUAUUUGACUACGAAUUAUUGGGCACCUUAUUAAAUCCUAAUAUAAACCACUUUAACAUUUGGAAUCUAAUGGACUGGACAUUUUAUUGUGCUAAACUAUCGACAAACGAGAGCACUCAGAGUGUAAAAUACCAUACCAUAUACAAAACCUAUAACAAGGUUUUACAUUUAAUCUUUGAUAUUGUGGCUAUUAAUUUCGAUUAUGAGUUAGUUAAAAAUGUCAAGGGCUAUAAUUUGACAAUUGAUACUUUCCAACAAUUGAAGGAUACAAACUCCUUCAAAAUAUUCUAUCACUCGCUAGAUGGACGUCAUGUCAGUACAUCAAAUGUUUUAUUGUUGAAUUUGUUAUCCCAAUUAAACUCUUCACAAGCAGACUUGUAUGAAAUGGCUCUCAAUUACAUUUUAAGAGGAAUUUAUUAUCCUUUUAACGAGAUUCCAAAUCCCUGCUAUCAUGUUGAAUUAGCAUUCAUUCGCCAGAGAGACUUUCUAGAUCUACCUCAUAUUACGCUGUUUAGUGAUUGCAUAGAUUCGUUCCAGAUAAGGUAUAAAAUUAUUUUACUAAUGUAUUAUUAUGCUAUAACAUUUCAUGAUAAUAAUGCAGUUCAAAGGUCUAGUAGAUUACGGAGUUAUCUUUCGCUGAAAAGCUUAAUUGUGGAGCUAUGUAAAAGGUUAUUACAGUUCAAUUUUAAUUUUCUAAAGCUGUUCUAUGCUAUUUCUUCCAUGAGAGAGAUAAGAAUACCAAAUUUUGUGAAAUCAAGUAUGAUACAAGUGGUAACAUACACACUUUUGUAUCAACUAACAGGUGUGAAUUUUGAGACGGGUCGAAUUGAUGAGCAAUCUAACUCGCAGACGAUACUGGAAGCUACUAUUAACACAAUUGAUUUAGUUCUGGAUGAAAAUACGUAUGCGGCUAUUAUUGAAGACGAAACAUAUGCGAAUUUUGAUGACUUCUAUUGUACAUGGAGGAAAUUAAAUUUUGUACUUGCAUGGUUAUUAGGAAUGCUAUUGACUGAAUUUCGUCUUAAAUGUGUUUAUGAAAAUAAAGAUAUCGAAAUAUUUCGACACAAGUUGAACUCAGCAGACGAAACUCGAGUAAGAAUGUACAAGUCGUUUACUCAGCAACAUAGUAUCAGAAAUGAAAAGUUCAACUUUUUGAUAGAAGAGCAUGAUAGAGAACAACUUUCGAACUUUAGUUUAGCUGCAUUCGAAGAGUUGUUGAUCUUUAGAUUUAAUCUCUACACUAAUAAAAGCUAA
This is a messenger RNA of Priceomyces carsonii, 2112 nucleotides long. RefSeq lists its product as uncharacterized. Lineage: Eukaryota; Fungi; Ascomycota; Pichiomycetes; Serinales; Debaryomycetaceae. The transcript has a single exon. The record is from RefSeq and is a predicted model, not a curated record. Bases 1 to 2112 code for a protein of 703 amino acids.